Molecule: messenger RNA, 831 nt
Organism: Penicillium vulpinum
Lineage: Eukaryota; Fungi; Ascomycota; Eurotiomycetes; Eurotiales; Aspergillaceae
Exons: 1
Coding region: 1-831 (276 amino acids)
Source: RefSeq, a predicted model, not a curated record
AUGGCAACCCACACAGAAUCAUACGCAACACUGCCAUCAGCACGACAAAGCAGAAUGAAAAUCGACGCUCUACUGAACCCAGGCGACGGAGACUAUGACUCUCCACGCUCCCAGCACGCCUCAAUUCCAUCCAACCGCCACAGAUACCACCAAUCCUCACCAACCUUCCCCCCAAGCCCAAACUACUGGUACAACCGGAGCUACCACGACACCAGCCCAGGCGCACUAUCCAGCACCACUACAGCAACCACCCAAAGCAGUAGCAGCACCACCGCCAACCACAGCGUAAACCCGCCCCAAUCCCAUCAGAUGUUCUUCACCUACCGGCCCUCGGCCAGUACCAACAGCAACCGCGCCAGCGGGAGCACAAACCAAAGCUCGCUCUCGGCGCCGUCGUCGCCGGACCCGUACCACUCGCGCGAGCGCUUCUCAAGCGUCUCAAGCUCGUCCUCUAACAACGGCGACCGUCGUCGUCCCCCUCGCCCAAAGUACGAGGAAGAGGAAAUGUACUUCAUCUGGUACCACCGCGUUGACUUGUGUCAGGAGUGGAAGGAGGUCCGUGAGGCUUUCAAUCGCCAGUUCCCGGAUCGCCAGAGACGAGGCUUCCAGGGUAUUCAGUGCAAGUUUUACCGCUUCAUCAAGGAGAAGAAGUGUCCUACCCUGCGUGAGCAGAGGCGUAUGCGCGAUGGCGAGUUCCUGAGGGAGGGUGCUUCGGCUGCCCUCGCUGGGGACCAUGGGCCUGCGCCUAAGUUCGGUGUUAGGGAAUAUACGAAUGUUUGGUAUCCUUGGAUGAGGAAGGAAGGGGACGUUGCUUUGCGACGGAUGGGGUGA